AUAAAGAGGGGAGUUCUCGGAUGCCUGGGUCUUUUGACUCUGACGGUUCAUUUGGCUUGUGUUUUCUCUCUCUCCUCCACUCGCCUAGGUCUGCCCAGUCCCUUCCUGAGCUCCGAGCUUCCUCCACUAUUACACCCAGUGACCCCGCACCCCGUACUGGGCAUCCCAGCACGAUAUUCCUUGCUUUAUCCAGUAGAGGCCCAGCUGGCCUGGGACAUCGCCGCAGCAACCAAGCAAGACGAAGAUGGAGACACACCCCUCCACAUCGCUGUGGUUCAGGGGAAUUUGCCGGUAGUCCAGCGUUUGGUUGUUCUCUUUCAUCAAGGAAAUCGGGACCUGGACACUUUCAACAACCUGCGGCAGACUCCUUUACACUUGGCUGUCAUCACAGACCAGCCGGCCCUGGUGAAGUUGCUCCUGUCUCAUGGCGCAUCGCCGAUGGUCUUGGACCGGAACGGGCAGACGGCCCUGCAUCUUGCCUGUGAACACGGCAGCCUCCGUUGCCUGCAAGAGUUACUCGACGGAAGACCCAGCCCGUUGGAUCUGGAAGCCCGGAAUUUUGAGGGCUUCACUCCGCUCCAUGUGGCUGUUGGAACCUGUAACCGUGAGGUCGUUCUCACUUUGCUGGAACAUAGAGCCGAUGUUGAUGCUGUGGAUAUCAAGAGCGGGAGAUCGCCCUUACUCCAUGCCGUGGAGAACAAUAACCUGCCGAUGGUGGAACUGCUGCUCCAGCAUGGCGCCAACGUGAACGCUCAAUCGUACGGAGGCAACACCGCUCUGCACGCAGCCAGCGGCCGGGGUCUUUUGGACAUGUUGCGACUCCUGGUACGCAAUGGGGCAGAUGGCAGCCUCAAGAACUACCACAACGACACCCCCCUGAUGGUGGCCAAGAAUAAGAGGGUGAUUGACAUCCUGAGAGGAAAAGCCUCCCGUCCGGGGCCACCACAUGACAAUGUCUAUGAGGGGUCGUCUCCAGCCAAUAGCUCGGCCAGCUCUCCCGGCACCCGGCCCGCCCAGACUGGCUUGUUGUGUGCUUCGCCCGAUUCUUGCCCUACCACUCCCAGCCCUGCCCGGACUCCAAAGCCCUACAGAACGACACAAUCCCCUAACUCAGCCAACCAGAAACCAGAGAGCAUUAUAUCCACCCAUGAGCCCUCCAACCCUUUAUAUGGCGUGAAACCGGAAAGAAGCCGGACUCCACCCACGUCGGAGCAGCCAAUGGGAUUCCUGGGGGCCCCCAAGUACUUCCUGCCGGUGGGUGAGAGCAUCAUGGAGCCAGCCUUCCACCCAGCCCUCUAUCCUUUUCCGGCGUCCAACCAUAAUCACCUCCCACCGCAUCAAUUCCAGCUGCUUCCUAUUGGCUUGAAUCAUUCUAUCGUCUCCCUGUCCCCGGUGUCCCUGGCCAAUCGGAUCCACUCAAGGGGCAUGGGAGUGGACCCUCCGCAGGUGCCAAUGGACUUGGAAAACGUGCCCAUGACGGAUGAUGAAAGACAGUGGCCUCCAAGCAACGACAGCAGUCCAGCGGACAGCUGACAGAAGAGAAUCAAGGCUCUCCCGGGGACUUUCCAUCCAUGGGAGAUUUUUUUCUGAGGAACACUGGGCUUCACAAAGCAAUAGAAACCACAGAUCUUUUGAUUUUGCUGCUAUGGGUUCCUGGCAUGAAUCGGGAGCGCACAUUUUCGGCUUCGGAAUCCGGCAUUCCUGCACCUCCUGCGGACUUCAUUCCCUGUGCCUUGCAUUGCAUGUAGCAACAUGGCCAAGGCUGAGAUGACUCUACAGGUCUCUUGCUAAGCCAACGUUUGUUUCAUCCUCCAACUUCGAUUCCACUCUUUCUCUCCCCCCAUCUUGCAUUUUCACUCCUCGUAGAUGACUACUUAGGCAGGCUCAGCUUCAUUGCAGUUAUGGAAGGUCAACAUUUUGGGUACAUGCAGCAAUAAUAUCCAAGAUGGUGCUCUAAUCAAUGAUGGCGGCAUUAGCAGCCAUGUCAAGAGCAACCUGCAAUUCAUUUCUCUGUCUCCCUCUAGUGGAGGGGAGGUUGAAUUGCACACCCAUUGAGUGAGCCGUGCUGUAACCUGAGAUGAACCAUCCCUUUUUAAAGGCACAACAGCUCUUACCUUUUUUAAGACCCAGAAAAGGCCAGGCGGAUCCCGUCCCCCCCACCCUGUUGUCAGCGGUUAUAAAAUUGUACAUUUCAGAAAGCACCAUUUAAGCCUCACGGCGUGAGAGGGCAGGAAGAACAAAGGGCCCACGAGCGAAUGCUGUCGGGACCUGGCAGAGGUGGGGGUUUCGUAAAAAGGGUGAAUUAGCAAAAAGGAAUGCUGUGUGUACUUUAAGGAUUGAAACUUGAGAAAUUCCCAGUAAGAUUGUCGUCAUAAGGGGAAGUUUAAGGUUUGGAGCGUAUUAGUCAGUAGGAUGCAAUGAUUGGAAAGAGGGAGGAAGUGGGGCAUAGAGAUGGAGGGAUUUCUAACUGAAAAAUUAAAAGUAGGGUUCCAGCAGGAAAUUAGUCCCGGAAGAGAGGGGACUUGUCUCUUGAAAUCUGCUCUUUUGGGCGCACCACUUAGGGAGUGGAGGAAGCUACAGAUAUGUGGCAAGGCAUGUACUUCAUGGUCACACUUUCCCAGAGACGUACCUCUCGCAAGGGGGGUGGGGAUGUAUCAGUUCUGGCGUUGAGUUUUAACUUUACAGGAGUUAGCCAAGGGGCUGAACUCUUCCCCCUGUCAAUAAGUCAAGAUUCACCUUUGGGUAGCUUCCUUAAAGUUUGGACUAAAACCCCAAGUGUAUCCAUUCCCCUGAACUUCACCCAGCCCCUGUGACACUGGAGUUGCCAGGCUCUGCUGGUCUCCAGCAUCACCAGCUAAAAGGUUGAUGGGGGAAAGUCCUCUCUCUGGAGGGCUCUGGCACGUGGUGGUAGACUGUAAUUGGUUCAAUAGCUCCACGGUUUAGAUCUUUGGCUGCAGAGCCAGAGGCUAGGAGUUCAAUUCCCUAUUGUGCCUCCUUGAGGGGGACUGGACUUGAGGAUCCAUAGGGUCCUUUCCAGAUCUGCAGUUCUACGUUGAUGAUGAUGAUUGUAAGUUUCAACUGCUAGAAAGUAGCUUUCUUAGUACUGGGAAGAAAUGCGGGCCCAUAGCUUGGUAGCAGAGUUUUGCAUGUCUUCAAUAUUCCCAACUAGGACUGGUAAAAACCAUAAACUCGAAGGUCUGAAAGUCUAGCUGCCAAUCAGUGUAGGCAAUAUUGAACUAGGUGGACCACUAGUACAAUUCACAAAGGGAAAGCUCUUUCUGUUUCUCUCCAGAUCACUCAUAUGAAGCUCCCUGAACUCUCAACCCUAACAGGAGCAAGGUCUCUGGAGUCUCCCCCACUGCAUCAAUUUUCUUGCUGUUUCUCCCCUGCUUUUAUAGGGACCAAUACUUGAAAAAUAACACCCUCUGUUCCUCCCACGGUAGAAAAGAGGGACUGGGGAAGAGAUUAGCUUCCCCCUUCCUAAUUUGUCAAUAAAGUAUUUUUCUACUUUCAAA
Messenger RNA from Pogona vitticeps (central bearded dragon), 3515 nucleotides. NCBI's taxonomy places the organism in Eukaryota, Metazoa, Chordata, Lepidosauria, Squamata, Agamidae. The record is from RefSeq and is a predicted model, not a curated record.